ACCAAACACCCUUUAAGAGAAACAAUGCACAAGGCUCAACCUUGCACAGUCGCACUGAAACACCUUCAACAUUUGUAAUAGUCUCUCUCCUCUGCUCCGCCGUGUUGCACCACCAUCGCUUCACCGUAGAUUGUCGAUGAAAUCGGUAACUCCGUGAACUCUGCUCAAACUAUUAUUAUAAUUAUUACUUUCAAGUUUCUCAAAAAAUGUGGAAAUUCAGAAGAGGAAUUUAUCUAUUAAACUUAUCGUAUGAGUUGAGUUUGGGUGUUCGUGUUAAUUCUAUUAAUCUGGGAAGAACCCAAGUUCCUAAAUUUGUAACUAUUAUUUCUGAAAAUCUCAAAUACCCUUUUAGUUUUAAUUCCCAAAUUCAGUUUUUUUGCUCUGCUACAUCGAAUUGCUUGAACCUAGAAUCGAAUUCAACUGAUUUAAGUUGUGAUAAUAAUGGUGAAAAUGGUUGUAAAAAUGAUGAAGAUGAUGGGUUUAGUGGGGAUGAUGAUGAUGAGAUUGAAACUGUGAAAUUGGGUUUUAAUGAUGGGAAACUUAAAUAUGAUUUAGGGGUUGUUUUGGAAAUCUUGAAGGGCAGUGUAAGCAAGAGUGACCCGUCUCAGGGCGAGAUUUCAUGUGAUAGGCCGAGGUUAUUCGGUGGGACGGAAGUUACUAACAAGCUCAAUCAAUGUGGGGUUUCACUCACUUCGGAGCUGGUGGUGGAGGUAUUGUCUAGAACUAGGAAUGAUUGGGAGGUGGCAAUCAUGUUCUUUCUAUGGGCCGGGAAGCAGCCGGGAUAUGUGCAUUCGGUGAGAGAGUAUCAUUCGAUUAUAUCAAUCUUGGCGAAGAGGAGGAAGUUUGAUACCGCCUGGUCUUUGAUUGAUGAGAUGAGAAAGGGUGGUAUUGUGAAUCCUAACACUCUACUUAUAAUGAUUAGAAGGUAUUCUGCUGUUCAUGAUGUUGUGAAUUCUAUAAACACUUUUCAUGCUUUUAAGAAGUUUGGUUUUCGCAUUGGGAUGGAGGAAUUUCAGAAGCUACUUUCUGCUCUUACUCGAUACAAGAAUGUGCAGGAAGCUGAGCAGUUGCUUUUUAGUAACAAAAACACAUAUGAAUUCAAUACCAAGAGUUUUAACAUCAUCCUGAAUGGCUGGUGCAAUAUUGUAGGUAGUCCGCGUGAGGCUAAUAGAUUCUGGAGUUUGAUGAAUGAACUGAGAGUGAAACUUGAUGUCAUUUCUUUUUCGAGUAUUAUAUCUUGCUACUCGAAGUUAAACAGGCUGAAAGAAGUCCUCAAAUUGUUUGCCCAGAUGAAGGAAAUGGGUAUUGAACCUGAUAGGAAAGCCUAUAAUUCUGUUUUGCAUGCUCUUGCAAAGGACGGUCGUGCAGCAGAAGCCUUGAAUCUUCUGCAAACCAUGGAAGAUAAGGGCAUUGCCCCAAAUGCUGUCACUUAUAACUCAUUGAUUAAGCCGUUAUGCAGGGCCCGAAGAAGGGAUGAAGCACAGAAUGUCUUUGGUGAGAUGCUCAGCCGUGGCUUGCAGCCCACUAUUCGAACUUUUCAUGCAUUCUUGCGUAUUCAGAGGACAGGAGAAGAGGCGUUCAUGUUGUUAGACAAAAUGAAGGAGUUGGGUUGUCAGCCAAAUAAAGAUACUUAUCUAUUAUUAAUAAGGAAAUUUUGCAGAUGGGGUCAGCUUGAUAAUGUGUUCAUCCUGUGGGAUCAGAUGACCGAUAAUGGUUUAAACGAUGAUGCAACUUCACAUAUAGCUUUGAUACAUGGACUCUUUUUGAAUGGAAAGCUAGAAGAAGCACACAAGAUAUAUUCAGAGAUGAAGGGGAAAAAUUUGCUUCCAGAUGCCAAAACAGAUGAAUUGAUCCAGACCUGGUUGUCUAAUAAGCAAAUGGAAAAUUCACCUUUGACGAAUUCAGAAGCUAGCUUGGUAACUAAUGAUCAUGUCCCCAGCAAAACCAAAACCAUCAAAAAACAAUUUGGUCAAGGAACUGGUGCUACAAAGGAGCCUGAAUUCAGAAAAGUUAUUAAAGAGCGGGGCUUUUCUUUUUGGGAGUAAUAGAUUAUGACGCCUAAAUCAUCAAUACUUUCUGGUAACAUGUGAAGAUCAUCAAACUUCUCAGCAGGCAUCAUUGUUAUUACCCUGCAGAGCUGUAUUGUGGAUGUUUAUCCGAACUUAAACAUCCCCCCAUGUAAAAUAUCCUCUAUCUCCUCAUUGCUGCUGCAAUAAUUUCAUAUCCACUAGUUUAAAGAAUUUGCCGCCUACACCAUCAGCUCCUUCAUAUGUGUUGGCUGAGAAUUUUGGGCUUGUUUGCCAUUUCAUUCUAUCCUGUAGACUGUGGUGCUGUCUGAACAUAUUCUGGUUUGUAGAAUUUCUAAUUUGUUGGUUCCAUGGGCAAUUCUCUCUCUCCUUAUAGGUGAUGGCUGUGUGAAUGGGGAGGAGAUUUUGAAUUGAGAUGGAUUAUCUUAGUUUUCUAUUGUUUGAAGUGUGUGCCAGCAGCGUUUAGCUUGAUCUUCUGAGGAAAAACAGUGGUUAGUCUCAUCAUUUAGUUGCUUGCUACAAGAAUUAUUGGAAGUCUCUGGGCAGGUAAGAGAACGCGUACAUGCAAUGUUGCUGGUGUAAGAGAAUUGUGCCUAAAUGAGAGGCAUGAAUGGGAAGGCAGAUCUGCUAAGGGGGUCCUGUAGGGAAUGCAGCCCAGGUUGGAUAUCUAAAAGUGAGGGUUGUCGCCGUGUAAGAGAACAGCUGAAACUGGAGUAUGCAUGCUAAUUAAGAGUUUUAGGAACAGAUGAUUAUGUUUAAAAAUAGGAUUCUCUCAACCAUGAACUGGAAAUGAUAAUUCAAGAUAUUAAGUAGAUGUUGGAGGACGACUGGAUUGUUAUCAUCCUUCACGCUAAGAGGCCUGCAAAUGCGGUUGCACAUGGAUUAGCCAAGAUGGGAGCACAGAUGACUGAAGAUGAUCUUAAGUACUACUACUACCCUCCCAAGCCAGUUACAGAAGCUUUUGCUAGAGAUCUCAAACGCAACUAGCAGCGUUGGUAUGAGUAAUCAGGCUCCUGGUCACACGCCUGUUCUCUCUGUUUUUCAGCUUCAACUACGGCAUAUGCUACUAACCUUUAUGCUUUAUGUACUGUGUUAGGGAUAGCUGGUGUUAUAUCUAAUAGCUUUCCCUCUUUUAUUUCCUGUCUCAAUGUGAUGAGCAGCACUAUGUUGCUUAAAGGCAUUUAGGCCUUAUCUAUAAUGUUAUCUUUGGUGUGUGUCAAAAAAUAUAUGUAUAUAAACUAUGAAUAAUACAAAGAUGUGCGGAUCAAAGGCACAGUCAA
Messenger RNA from Chenopodium quinoa (quinoa), 3307 nucleotides. Its product is annotated as pentatricopeptide repeat-containing protein At5g15010, mitochondrial-like. The coding region runs from base 207 to 2045 and encodes 612 amino acids. The record is from RefSeq and is a predicted model, not a curated record. The transcript is spliced from 2 exons. Lineage: Eukaryota; Viridiplantae; Streptophyta; Magnoliopsida; Caryophyllales; Amaranthaceae. Gene Ontology annotation, molecular function: protein binding.